AUGUUCAUCGAUGAUACUGCGCAAGAAGAUGAUGAAGAAGAAGAGGAAAUGGGAGAAGAAGACUUUGAGCACGAAGCUGCUGCAUAUCGUAAACCAACCGCUGUUUCGGAGCUUCCUCAGCCAACCGCACCAAGACGAAAAGACGUUAUUGCUAAUCUUGAAAGAAAAUAUAUCGGAGGAGGUGAUGAGUACGAAGAUGAAGAAGAUGAAGUAUACAACACCGCAGUAAGAGCCACCCAAAAACAAUCAAACCUACCAACACCCGAAGAUCCAAAGCUAUUUUUGGUGAAGUGUAAACAAGGAAAAGAGAAGGAAGCAGUUUUCACUCUGCUACAAAAACAUUUUAACUUGAAGAAUUCUCCUGUGAAGAAGGAUCGUCUUCAAAUUACAUCAGCAUUGUAUAUAGAGGGUUACAAAGGAAAAAUUUAUAUUGAAGCUCUUAAAGAACUGCACGUAAAGCAAGCUAUUCAGGGGCUGAGUCAUCUUAUUUUUGAAAAUGGUAUCAAGUUAGUACCUUUGAAGGAGAUGCCUGAUGUUUUGAAUAUCAACCAAUUGUCAACAAAGUUAAAGGAUCUCAAAAUUGGUGACUGGGUAAGAGUAAAAAGAGGUACAUACAAAGGAGAUCUGGGUAAAGUUGUUGGCUUGGAUGAAGCCAGAGGUUUAUGUCAAGUAACUCUCGUUCCAAGAAUUGAUUACACAGGACAAAACGUAAAGCGCCCACCACAAAAGUUAUUUGAUAGAGAACUUCUUCCUCAGUCUGAACAAGACAAAGUAGAAGAUUUAAGAGAUAAUGGAGUUGUUUAUCAAGGUAACAGAUUCCAAAACGGAUAUUUAUACAAACAAAUUCACCUCAAAUCAUUGGACACAAAGAACAUUGAACCAACAAUUGAAGAAAUCCAAACUUAUUAUCAACAUGAAAAUCCAAGCAAAGCAAUUUCUCUUGCAAGAAAAACGUACUUUAAGAGAGGCGAUCACGUUAAAGUUGUUAAAGGCGAUUUGCGAGGAAUGUAUGGUGUAGUUACCAACGUAGACGAAGAUUCUCAACAUGUAACAUUUAUUCCAAAGAAUCAAGACAUUCAGACUCCUCUCGUUUUUCCAAGCAAUCAACUUCAAAAACACUUUACUGUUGGACAAUUUUGUAAAGUUAUUGGCUCAGGAAGCAAGUGGGAAGGAGAGGCUGGAUACAUUGUUAGUGUCAACGAAGACGAUGACACUGUUGUUCUUUAUAACGAGGUUAAGAGAUGUGAAAUGACAACAUUUAUCAACGAAAUUCAAGAGACAACAACUGUUGCUACCGAGGGCAAAGUUGGUAACUAUUCAUUGUUUGACAUGGUUCGUCUUGAUACUCAAACAAUGGGUGUCAUUGUGAAAUUUGAUUCCAAUAAGAAUGCUGCAGACACCUUGGUACAUAUUGUUGACAACAAUGAUGCGGUUCGAUCUUUGAAAUUACAAGAAUUGGGAAGAAAACAAAAUACCAAAGCGGGUUACAAAGCUCCUGAUAAGAACAAACACUUAGUUGGUAUUAGCGAUACCAUUAGAGUUGUUGAUCCAACGUCUGUACAUUUUGGAAGAGAAGGAGUUGUUAAACAAGUGUUUCGAAAGUUCCUAUUCUGUUGCUCGAUUGACCUGAUUCAAAAUGCAGGUAUUUUUGCUGUGCCAUCCUACCACUGUGAAUUGAGAGGAGCAAGAAAUAGACAAAUUCUUAACUCUCAAACUUCUGGUGCUGCAGGUAACACUACAAAUAAGAGAGGAUUUGUCUUUUCCAAGAGAAGAAGAAGUCAUCCAUGGACCAACAAGACAGCCAUUAUCACAAAGGGACCAUACAAGGGAUAUUUAGGUAUUGUCAAAGAUGCAACAGACACAACCGCUCGUAUUGAAUUACACUCACAAAACAAGAUUAUCAAUGUGGACAUUUCCUAUGUUGAUAUCAAAGUGGAUGGCGCUAAACCAAAGGAACGCUUUUCAAGUGUGGCAACUCCUUAUCACAGUUCAGGGGCAACCACACCUUUCCACUCAACCAGUGCUGGUAUACCAUCCACGCCUUGGGACAGAGACUCUUCAAAGACACCUCUUCACACCUCUAUGGGUCAUGAGACACCACUUCGUCCUGAAACACCAUCUCUUCGUCAUGGCGGUGGCGAUGCUUGGAAUCCUCGUAAACCAAAUACUCCAAUGCAUGACUGGCAAGAUAGUGCUCCAACCCCUGGUGCUUCAACUCCACAUGAAUCUUACACGACUCCAGGUGUUCACAUGAGCAAUCCAACACCUGGUGGCGCUACUGCCAUUACACCUGGUGUUGAAGGUUAUGGAUAUCAUCAUACUCCAAUUACACCAGGUCUUGGUGCCUCAACUCCUCAUGACUCAUAUACCACUCCAGGUGGUCAAGCAAUGGGUGGAGAUUACUCUGGUUAUGGAUCUGUAUUGACACCUUCUGUUUCUACACCUUAUGGAAUGAACCCAACAACACCAGGCAUGCAUCAUCCAAUGACUCCUGGAAUGAAUAUUUAUGGUGCUGCAGGAAUGAUGCAUCAUCCGAUCACUCCAGGUGUUGUGACUCCAGGAAUGAACCCUGUGACUCCAGGAAUGAAUCCAAUCACCCCUGGAAUGAUGCAUCCUAUCACUCCUGGUGCCAAUCCAAUCACUCCUGGCCAUCAUGAUUAUGAAUAA
Molecule: messenger RNA, 2667 nt
Organism: Naegleria lovaniensis
Lineage: Eukaryota; Heterolobosea; Eutetramitea; Acrasida; Naegleriidae
Exons: 1
Coding region: 1-2667 (888 amino acids)
Biological process (GO): regulation of transcription by RNA polymerase II; regulation of DNA-templated transcription elongation; transcription elongation by RNA polymerase II
Cellular component (GO): DSIF complex; ribosome
Molecular function (GO): structural constituent of ribosome; mRNA binding
Source: RefSeq, a predicted model, not a curated record